This is a messenger RNA of Cryptomeria japonica (Japanese cedar), 1176 nucleotides long. RefSeq names its product L-type lectin-domain containing receptor kinase V.9-like. The record is from RefSeq and is a predicted model, not a curated record. Gene Ontology annotation, molecular function: carbohydrate binding. The transcript has a single exon. Bases 1 to 1176 code for a protein of 391 amino acids. NCBI's taxonomy places the organism in Eukaryota, Viridiplantae, Streptophyta, Pinopsida, Cupressales, Cupressaceae.
AUGUCUGUGUGUAGCCUGCUGAUCCUUGUGCUGCAUGUAUUUCUUACAGCACAAGCGCACACAAGUUUCGUCUUCAGCAAAUUUAAUGCAUCCACACUUUAUCAGGUCGAAUAUUCUUCCAUCCGCUCCGGUGCUAUCUGCCUCUCCAAUCAAUCACAACGCGUGUCUGGCCGAGUUUUAUAUCCUCAGCCUGUGCGAAUGAAAGAUUCCACUUCGACAAAUACGAGCUCAUCAUUCAGCACCACCUUCGUGUUCGCCAUGCUUCCUUAUUCUUCCGAUCCUUCACUCAGCGGGCAGGGGAUGGCCUUUAUCAUAACGCCCAGCAAGUCACCUGUGGAAAAUUCAUCAAAUCAGUACCUCGGUUUGUUGAAUAAUUCAAACAUCGGGAAGCCUGACAAUCAUCUCUUUCCCAUUGAGUUCGACACAGUCCAAAGCGGCGGUGUCGAAGACAUCAAAGCCAAUCAUGUCGGUGUGGAUCUCAACGACCUCAAGUCUGAAAAAUGUGAGGGUGCGGGGUACUGGAUUGGCAACCAAUUUCAUGAACUAUAUCUCAACAGUGGACAGAAUAUUCAGGCUUGGAUCGAUUACGAUCAUACCCAACAGCAAUUGAAUGUUACAAUAGUAGAAGCUGGUUCGCCUCGACCCCAAAAGCCUCUCAUAUCUCUCAAAAAUAUGACUCUGUCUAACAUCUUCGAAGAACAAAUGUAUGUUGGUUUCUCUGCAUCAACAGGAGCCGUCGUUGAAGACCACUGUCUCCUGGCUUGGAGCUUCAGCACAAAUGGAUCCGCGCCUGAGCUUGAUGUAUCUCAUCUUCCAUCCCUGCUUAAGCGCAAGAAAUCCAACUCGAGACUUAUAGCUGCUAUUACUACAACUUUGGUACUCCUCGUGUUGCUUUUGGUUGCAGCGGCCGUUUUUCGGUGGAAGAGAAACAAGUACAGAGACGUUAAAGAAGAAUGGGAGAUGGAAUAUUGGCCUCACCGUUUUGACUACAAAGAGUUACAUAUCGCGACUAAAGGCUUCCGAGACGAUAAAAUUCUGGGCUUUGGAGGCUUCGGGCAGGUGUACAAAGGAGUGCUCCCUAGUAAUGGCCACGAAGUUGCUGUAAUAUCCAUCUUCAGAAAGACCACAGAAAGCCUGAAGGAUUUCAUAGCAGAGAUUUCUGUUAAUUAUGGGUAG